GCCGGGCUCCGCGCCGCGGGGCUGGGGAGCAGCGCCGAGCCGAGCCUGCCCAUCGCCGGAGCGAGCAGCGAGCGGGGCGCGGCCCCGGGGCGCCGACCAGCAGGUGAAGGAGGCCCCCAGACUGGCACCAUGACAGAGUGCUUUGACUGCGACAACUGCAAGGAGUCCUUGUAUGGGCGCAAGUACAUCCAGAUGGACAACGGCCCGUACUGCAUCCCCUGCUACGAUGCCCACUUUGCCAACACCUGUGAUGAGUGCAAAGAGCUGAUCGGCCACGACUGCAGAGAGCUGUACUAUGAGGAUCGCCACUACCACGAGCACUGCUUCCGUUGCUUCCGCUGUGACCGUUCUCUGGCCGAUGAGCCCUUCACCUGCCAAGGCGAGGAGCUGCUGUGCAAUGACUGCUACUGCAGCGAGUUCUCCUCCAAAUGCAUUGCCUGUGAGAAGACAGUCAUGCCAGGAUCCCGUAAGCUGGAGUACAACGGACAAACCUGGCAUGAGCAUUGCUUCAUAUGCAGCAGCUGCCAGCAGCCCAUCGGGUCACGAUCCUUCAUCCCAGACAAGAAGGAUUAUUACUGUGUCCCCUGUUAUGAGAGCAAGUUCGCUCCUCGCUGCACUCGUUGCAAAAAGACCCUGACCAAGGGAGGAGUGACUUACCGGGAUGAGCCAUGGCACAAGGAGUGUUUCGUCUGCACAGGCUGCAAGACCCCCCUGGCUGGCCAGCAGUUCACCUCCCAGGAUGACAACCCGUACUGUGUCAAGUGCUUUGGGAACCUCUAUGCCAAGAAGUGCAGUGCCUGCACAAAGCCCAUCACAGGCUUUGGCGGUGGUAAAUAUGUCUCCUUUGAGGACCGUCACUGGCACCAUAAUUGCUUUAACUGUGCCCGCUGCAACACCUCGCUGGUCGGGAAAGGCUUCAUCCCCGACAAUGAUGAGAUCCUGUGCCGCGACUGCAGCAGCGACCUAUGAGCCUCCGAGGACACCGUGGGGCAGGGGCUUUCUCUAUUCUUCAGGGUCUUUGUGCCAAAUACCCCAACAACGUUUCAGGGGCAGGGCACAAGGCACAGGAGAUGGGGGCUGACCCCGAACCACAGUGUGUUCCGGGGGUUCCUGUGCCCCUCCCUGAAGGCUAGAGUACGCUAUGCUAUGGCUCUGUGCAGAGUCAAAGCUAAAUAAAGUUGAAAAAGGAGCUUCAAGACCCCCUAUUAUUUACUCUUUCCUUUUGCUUCCUGUCUGACCAGGCAUGAGCUGAGCCCAGGGCCCCAGCUGAGCAAAGGGCGGCAGCAGCAGCUUCAGCCUUGGGCUGCUGGAUCUGCAUGCUGGCAGCAUGUAUCUGCUCCCCCUGGCACAGUGCUGUCUUUUCUCUUUUCCCUCCGUGCUUCCCUUGCUCUGUGUGAAAUAAGGCAGCAGCUCCUGGUCCGUGUGGCUUGGCUGUGCUGGCCUGCGUAGCAGAUGGCUUUGUGGCACAGCCUUUCUGUACGUGUGGCUGGCCUGCGGUGACCCGGGCGUGAAGGGCACUCUGCCCCACUUGGGAGGUUUGAGGGCACCCGGCUGGAGUGUGGCCAGGAGAAGAGCACGUGUCCUGCCAGAUGGGGUCCACCUCCGGAUUUCGGCAGCCACCUCACCGUUUGCAGGCCAGACCCUGUACUCUGCGCAUCUCCGUGGAGGUGCUCUCGCUCAGGUGUGGAUGAGGAGCUCAAAUGGCUCACAGGUACGGGGCGUUCUGCCCCCACCACCCCCCUGCCCCAUUCCCGUCCAUCUGUGCCCUGAUCUCCCAUGGCUGCCUUUGCAGUGUCUGGGCUGGAGCUGGUGGGUAUUAGCCCACUGGUGGACCCCCUGAGAUGCGCCUGGCUGAGCCCCGGGAAGGGCAUGCUGAAGGCUGAGAGCACCGAGGGUUUUAUUCCUGCUCCAUCCUUCUCAUGGGGAACCACAGGCCGGGGACUGCCCCGCUGAGCCCAGCCGCCAGCAGCAUGGGCGACACUGAAAACCUUCUGUUAGUUUGGGGAGGGGAGCGUUGCCCAUAGGCAGCGGCUGCUGGGAGCACUGGAGCGGAGGCUCUGCGGGAGCUCAGGGCUCCGGCGCGGGGGGCAGCCGGGGUGUCCACGACUUGCUUCUGCCAGGGCUGUGUGUCCCCCCGCCCCACCGGGCAGGGCGCGGCGGCUCCCCGCAGCCACUCGUCCCUUGCUGCGUCCCAGACGAGAACCAAAGCAAAGGUGGCACCUGGGCUGCCCCAAGGAUGGGCUUUUCAUCUCCCAAGUGCCUGCAUUGGCCCUAACUGUGCACACUAGGACAUGUUGAGCCAUCCCGGGCUCACACAAGGGCUUGAGCCAUCCGUGCCCGAUGGCUGAGCUGGCUCUGGGUCCCCCUAAGGCCCCUCUACAGCGGGAUGCUCCUAUCUGCCUUGUCUCUACAUCCCUUUUGCUUCUGUCUUCCUGGGGCACGUAUGCUGACCCUGCUUUCCUGCUUAGACAUUCACGUGCUUUUCUGAAAGCAUUUUGUGUUUGUUUGUGGUUUUUUGUUUUGUUUUUGGUUUUUUUCCUUUUGUACUCUUUCAUCAUGAAUCUGUCAUUUUGUAACCAACUGCAGGAUGAAGGGGCUAGCCCCCCCUGCCCCAGGCUUCACUUAGGAACAGAAAAUGUUAUGCAUGUUGAAGCGUUAUUAACUCUGAAUGCAGAUACUUGUUGAACACUCGUUUGAAAGCUUUGAUGCAGGCAAAUCAGAGUUUGUGUGUUUGCUAUUCUGAGGAGCUUGGAGCAGUCUUUAGAAGGAAGUGUCCUAAACUUCAGCCUCCUGUGUAUUUCCUACAGCUUUAUACAAUAAACUGUUUUAGUGAU
Messenger RNA from Tyto alba (common barn owl), 2834 nucleotides. It is a transcript of the gene FHL3, whose product is annotated as four and a half LIM domains 3. Gene Ontology annotation, biological process: actin cytoskeleton organization. Gene Ontology annotation, cellular component: Z disc; nucleus; stress fiber. The record is from RefSeq and is a predicted model, not a curated record. The coding region runs from base 130 to 969 and encodes 279 amino acids. Lineage: Eukaryota; Metazoa; Chordata; Aves; Strigiformes; Tytonidae. The transcript has 6 exons. Gene Ontology annotation, molecular function: transcription coregulator activity; actin binding.